Molecule: messenger RNA, 3815 nt
Organism: Malurus melanocephalus (red-backed fairy wren)
Lineage: Eukaryota; Metazoa; Chordata; Aves; Passeriformes; Maluridae
Gene: SLC25A47
Product: solute carrier family 25 member 47
Exons: 7
Coding region: 454-1446 (330 amino acids)
Biological process (GO): transmembrane transport
Cellular component (GO): mitochondrion
Molecular function (GO): transmembrane transporter activity
Source: RefSeq, a predicted model, not a curated record
CUCGUGGGGCUGGCGAGCAGAGCAGGGGAUGGCCCCUUCACAGCUUUACCCUGCGAGUCACCACCCUCGUGACUUUGCAAGCAAAAGGGCACCGCGAGCGGCAGCUUUGGCGCGGCAUUUCAGGGCUUCGUGGGAUUACUAAUUCACUGUGUUCCUGGAAGGGCUCCAGGCUUCCCAGCUCUGCCACCAGUGUACAAAUUCAUCCAGUACCCGCAAGGCUCGCAAUCCCCAGAGGCGAGAGCAGCCUGUAGGAAGGUGAUUCAUGUUACAAAUCGGUGCCUGCGAAGGUCCGGCGGGGCUCUGGGAAGACCGAACCGGUGUCCUCGUCCUUUCCACCUCCCUAACGCGCGGUCAGAGUGAUUAAGGCAGCAGCCGCACUCUGGAUGGAUUUCGUUGCUGGGGCAAUUGGAGAAGGACUCAGUGAGAGGCAGUUUUCCACAGGUGAGCCACCAGAUGUGCCCUGUAUCUCUGGCUGCCUGGCUCCCUGAAGGGCUCACCCAGCAAGUGGAUGGACUUGAUCUCUGUUUAAAUAACUCACAGGGACACAGCUCCAUCAUCYUCCAGCCUGAUUUCCUCUCAGAUGACUUUUCAGGUGGUCUAAGUGCAGCUGUGGGUCAUCCACUGGACACAGUGAAGGUGAGAAUUCAGACUGACAACCAUUACAGAGGAUUUUGGCACUGUGCUCAGGAAACAUACAGGACAGAAAAAGUCUGGGGAUUUUACAAAGGUGGGUCUGCAGCAGUCCUCGCUUUAUCAAUGGUUUCGUCUGUUUCCUUUGGCACAUACAAAAACAUCCUCUGUACCAUCUGCAAGCUGCGAUACGGGGCUGCAGAUGCCAAGCCGUCCAAGCUGGAUGUUUCCCUUGCUGGAGUCGCUGCCGGCGCUGCCCGGGCUCUGUUUACAAACCCCAGCGAAGUGGCUAAAGUUCGGAUGCAGACUCAGAAGAACCCUCACCCUUCCAUCACACAUCAGCCUGUUUCCAAGCCAAAGUACCGAGGCUCUCUGCACUGUCUGAAGGUUAUCAUCAAGGAGGAAGGUUUUGGGGGUCUCUACAAGGGCUGUUCUGCAUUACUCUGCAGGGAUUGCUCUGCUUCUGCAGUAUAUUUCCUUUCCUAUUCUGCUCUGUGYGACUGGGUCACACCAGCUGGCUCACAACCAGGUUUCCUUGUUGUUCUGUUUUCUGGAGGUUUUGCUGGAGCCCUGGCCUGGGCAUUUGCUACUCCCAUGGAUGUAAUCAAAUCCMGGAUGCAAGCAGAUGAAUUGGACCAGCACAAGUACAAAGGCCUGAUCCACUGUGUGAGGGAAAGUGUGAGAAAGGAGGGUGUAAAAGUGCUUUUCAAAGGACUGGGUUUAAACUGCCUUCGUGCCUUUCCCGUGAACAUGGUAGUAUUUGUAACAUAUGAAGGUGUACUGAGAUUUACAGAUCAUUAUAUAAACAAAAAAUAGUUUGUUCCACUCUGUCCAAAGUGUAUUUUAUUUAUUUGUCUGUAAGUCAAUAUCCACAAGCAGCUGUUGAAUUGAUGGGCAGCAUCAGAAGAAUGGACAUUUAGGCACAAAGCUGAUGAUUGAUGGUUUUGUUUUAUUCUUGUAGGAUUACAAACUCAUCAGGGAGCUUUGGCUUCAUAUAUAAUCUCCCUUUUAUCUCAUUGAAAUAUUUAGAUGGUAGCUGCUGCUCAGGCCCUUGAAACAUUUGUGAAUUUUUAUGUUCUAAUAAGCUGUUUGUCUGAUCAGGGGUUUUGGUAAAUCACAUCAUUUUGUUUUCUACUGGCACAAAAAAGAUCCUCACAACCAAAGGAAGAGCUGGGGGGAGCUUGUGUAAGAUUUAACACUCUCCAGCGCGCGCUCCUCGCAUGCAGCGCCUGCACCGCAUUCACCGAGUGUCUUACAUACUUGUGCUUCAGGCUGCAACUUCCCCUUCCCAGCAGUGAUUUUCCCAAAGCACUGUACAAUUAUAUCCCCUUGGCAGCAGCUGAGGCAGGAAUGUCCUUUCUUUUCGCCGUAGCUGUGUAAUGAGUGGCAGACAUGGCCUGUUUACAUAACUGCACUAAUGGUCUUGCUGCAGCCACGCCAGGCACGGGUUCCCGGCAGGCACGUGGUUUUCUCCCUACACAGCCCCAGCCUCUCCCGCAGGCCUGUGGAGCAGCGUCUCUCUGAGCUUGGCACAGCUUUGGAGGCAAUCUGUUCUCAUCCUGGAGCGAGGGUAGGAAUAGAUGCAAAGCCUCUUUGCUUCUCAAAGGAAAGGCUGCCAUAAAAUCUGUGUGCUGGCGGGGUUAGGCAAGUUAAAGGAYGGUUGCAGAGUUGUAGAGCUUAAUCAGGAUUUCCGACUUUUAAAAGUGCAUGCUCUUCUCUCUUUAAAUGGUGCUGUUAGGAGCMGCCAAAUGUAUUUUGGCAAAGGUGCAUUUUGAAAGAACUGACUUUCUUAUUACUUGUUUCUCAUCUUAUUACUUCUAUUUCAUUACUUUUAAUGAACAAGUCAGUUGAAAAACCAACGCCCAUGCUAYUGCUUCUGAAGGAAAGCCCCUAAAYGCAGAAAUGUCAGUUUGCUCAUCMUGCCUCAGGGGCCACAUAUAUGCUUCUGUUUUAAUCCCUGGAUUAUGAUACUUGAAGCAUUCUGGAUCCAGCCUCUGAGAUUCUGCUAAAAAUGCAUUUAUUGGAGGGGAACAGGAGUACUGUAUUUUAAGAGGAUCUCAUGUUCAGGACUCUUCUGGUCAGCAGCCGCUCUCUCCACUUGAUGGCAUGGCUUUGGCUACACUGACAGCAGUUUUGUGGCAGGMAGGACUUGUCAACUGUCUUGGACAUGCAGAAAAGCAAGAAAAUUAAAGAUUUCAGGUACUCCUAGACAAGAAUAAAGGGAACUUGUGUCCCAGACAGAGACUACUAAAAAGCUCCACAACUGUCCUCAUGAAAUCUAAGCCUUCAAWUGGCCUUUUAAAACACUUUCACAGCCAUGCUAUCAAAAAAGUAUGUUAAUUCUCUCAARGGUCUACCCAGCUCUUGCARCUGAUCCAAGAGCAGUGUUAAGAGACCAGGCUGGUGCACAGUACGUCACCUUAAGGGGAGUGAAAUGAAAGACCCARCAUGGAACUGGAUUCUCUCCAAAAUGCUUUUGGGCCCAACAAUCUACUACCCUGGUUACAGCUUUGGAUGUCAGCAUCAAACUUCCUUUAGUCAGGAAGUCCUUAAAUUAGAAGAUUUAAUUAAGUCCUUGAGAUCUGGAAUUCCUCUUAAGAUAGCUCUCAAGAAUCUACUGCCCUCAUAUCUUUCUAACCAGGGAUGCAUUUAACUGGGCAGAUUUAUCUGUGCUCUGCCUGGAUGUUUGGAAUCAUAUCCUCUAUGCCAUGUUAUUCUCAGCUGACCUCGUUCUCAGGCAUUACAUCCUCUGACAGUGAAAGAAUGCCUGCAGAACUAACAAAAGACUAAACAACCAUUUAUUGUUAGGCAGCACCGAUACCAUCCAUGGUCAGCCCAAGGGUUGAAUAUUAAAUUUUUCCCAGUAUGCUAACACUCAGAAAAUUAAAAAUGUCUCCUCCUGUAGGUAUAACUGAAAUACAGCAGAUUUCAAGGGAGAGGAAUUACAGAGGAAUUGUAAAUAUGAGUGAGAAUAACUGCAGAACCCAGUGCAAGGAGCUGAGACCUCUAAGUCUCGAGGUACCCGGCACCAUGUAUUAGAAGGCUCUCACAGGCUCUGAACAAAUACUACAUGAAAAGCAAAUAUUAUCUCCAGGAAGCUUAUUUCAGGAAGGUAAGGGAUUUGCAAUCUACAGGGAAAAACAUCCACAAGGUGUGUGGGWGACAACCUGCCUUAGAGGAAGAGC